CCCCAGUAGCAACCAUGUUAUCGUCAGUUGCAUUGUUGGCGUUAGGCGAAGUGAGUGCGUGUCGCUGUGCCGUAGCCUCUUCAGUCUCGGCCGUCGCCGGAGGCGGUGUUGCAGGCUUAGAAAUGCUACUCGCCAUAUUAUCGUUUGCAUUUCUUCAGCAGCAAGUUGUUGCUCAGAUACGGCCUGGCUGCAAUGUGAUCAGGGGGAGUGACGACAUCGUCGCAACGUGUGAUAGGCUGUCUCUACAGGAAGUACCACCAGACCUUCCCAGGAACAUCACUAUGUUGAGCUUCCGCUUCAAUCAGCUCACGAGAUUAACCGGCCAACUUAUAACAAACGACUGUGGCCUGACCCACAACACUUCUCUGUGGUGUAGCCGGUUUCCAAACAUGACAUACCUAGAUUUCUCUUAUAACACUAUUGAAUUAAUUUCCCUUUAUUCUUUCUCAGGUAUGGUGUUUCUGUCAACUAUUGAUCUCGGAAACAAUAAAAUCGAGGAUCUCCCAUCAAUCAUUUUCAGCAGUAACAGGUUUUUGGUUUACAUUGACGUUUCAGGAAACAAUAUAAAGUUCGUUCACCCAGACGUUUUCAAAAACUUGCAGUAUUUACGGGUACUUUACAUAUCCAAUAAUCACAUCGUUGACAUUCAACCCGAGACUUUUGACGGUCUCCUGAGCUUGGACUCACUGUUCCUGAACAAUAACUCGAUAUCAAGACUUAAUCCCGAGCUCUUCAAGAACCUUAGCAACUUGCAAUACUUCUUAGUAGCCCACAAUCGAUUGGAAUGCAUCGCACAGGGAGUCAUGUAUCAACUACCGAACUUGAGGUUAUUCACCGCAAAUCACAAUCAAAUAACUUUUUUAAGCCCAGCAUUAUUUACAAAUAAUAAAAAUCUGAGAAUUGUUGACUUCAGUCAUAACCUGAUAAGGGAACUAUCAAAAUAUACAUUUUUACAAUUUAUUAAAAUGUAUCAAGUUAAUCUCUCUUUCAAUCGUCUCGAGUGGUUGUACCUGAGCUAUCUACCUGUUUCAUUUAUAAGUCAUUAUAAUAUAGUACAAUUCGACAUGGAUACAGAUAUAUGUCUGGACAAGAUAGGAACGAAAAAUCCAUGCUUUGUCAAUUCUGAAAAAAAUAUGAGAAAAGAAGUUUUUUUUCAUUCACUGGAUUUUUCCCAUAAUAAUAUAAAAACCAUAAAAUAUAUUGUUACUAAAAUGUUUCAUUCAUUAGAGCUUGCAAACAUUUCGUUUGCAGGCAACUACGGCCUUAAUCUUGAAGUGUCAUUUUUCAGAAAAGAAAGGUUUUUUACAAUUAUAAACCUAGAUGGAACUAACUUGAAUUGGAAGAACUUAACACUCAUUAAUGAAAUGUUAGAACUACCUCUUUUAAAAAUGCUAAGUGUUGUAGGCUCUGGUGUUUGUGAGUUUUAUACAAAACAGUUGCUGAACGAUGUAUUCAACCCUAACAAGCGUGUAAAUGUUAUUUGUGAUGGACCUAUGACUGAAUAUUUUAAUACAAAUACACGAAUGCUAAGAAACACGAGUAUUUCGAUAAGUAUUGAGGAAAGGAACAGAGUGGGCAUUAUAGAUUCUACAGACAAUGAUAAUAAUACACAAUGUUUGGAAGAAAGUUCUUCCUAUAAUACACGUGGAUUUUGUAGUUUUGAAUGUGAAUGCUAUGCGUUUAGCUUAGUGCAAGUAAAAAAAUUUAUUGAAUUUACGACGAAUAAUUUUUGUCCCAGCAUACAAGACUGUUCGUAUUAUUCUUUUACAGUCCUGCCAGAAUUAAAGUCGAAUUUUAAGUGCAUGUUGUUCUCGCACAAUUCUGUCAAUAAUAUCGAAGAUGAGUACUUUAAGUUAUUUUACGAUGUAGAAUAUUUGGAUUUGUCACAUAAUUGCUUAAACGAUUUGUCGGAUAAAGUUGUUAAUCCUUUGACCAGUUUAACGGCUCUUUAUCUCGAUAAUAAUAAUUUAGCCAGUCUAAAACCAGGUGUUUUCAAACACUUGAGUAAGCUGAAAGUGCUCACGCUCCAUGGUAACAGUAUAUCUUCUUACGAUGCGAAUGUGUUUGCAGGAACACUGCUUUUAAGUAUGAUUUCAAUUGACUUUGCUAACUUGGACAAUCUUCAUGAUGCUACUUUUCAAAAACUUUCCACUCUUACAUUUCUGCACUUGCGUGAAAACACAAAACAAUUAGUUCAUAAGAAUAUAUUAAAAACGGAAGUUCUAAAAAAAAAUUGUGUGCUCUAUUCAUUGCAUUUGGUUGGAUUUAAUUUAAGUGAAAGUUUAAAUAGCUCUAUUUUAUGUUCAAAUUAUUUGAAAUUUAUUGUUCUCGAAGGUAAUUAUUUACCUGUUCUUACUGACAACAUCUUCAGAGGUGUUAGUGGCAUCGCAAGUAUUAUUUUUCCAAAUAAUGGCAUCCGAAUUCUGGGUCAUGAUACAUUUAGAAACUUGACAAAGGUCAUAUUUAUUGAUCUUUCGGUUAACUCGAUCAAGGUUCUUCAUACCUCUAUGUUUUCUGACAUGCAACAACUGAAGUUUCUCAAUGUUUCUCAUAACAAAAUAUCUUGUAUUUUUGCUGCAAUGUUUCAAAACUCAUUUUUGCUGGAAUCUCUUGAUAUUAGUCACAACAGAAUAGUGGUAAUGGAUUCAAAAUUUUUUAGAAUGCUUUAUAAUUUGUUGUUUUUAUUUUUAAACGAUAAUAAUAUUACAGUUGUAGGUGAGAAACAUUGGUUAAACGAAUACAAGAUAUCAUGCAACAAUUCGUUUGUAUUAGGUAACACCCAAGCAAUAAAUAUAAACAUUACUGACAUUGAAUCAGUACCUCAGAGAAAACAAAGCAUUGAGGUAAUAAAAUUGUCAAACAAUGCUCUAGAAUUGUUGGAUGAUUCCAUGUUUAAACAUAAUAGAUUAUUAAAGCGCAUCACAGCCUCUUAUAAUUCAAUUCAUCAAAUUAAUAAUGGCACUUUUAAUAACACCAGAGAUCUUAGAACUUUAGAAUUGAACCACAAUGAACUAGUUGUAAUAAAUGCGAGUCUAUUUAAAAAUCUAGCACGCUUACAAUUUUUAGCAUUGCAUAGAAACCGCAUAGAAUUUAUAGAAAAAGACACAUUUCAAGACCUAAUAGCACUGGAGACUCUCAUCCUUUCAAAUAACAGACUCAAAACUUUUGAUGCCACUUCUUUGCCCAUAUCUGUGAAAAUGAUCAAACUGGACCAUAAUGAUAUUAUAAUAAGCAACUCAAGUGCACUUAAUUUGAAGAGUUUGGAAAGAUUUUAUCUCAGUUAUAACCCACUGAAGAAUAUUAUUGUAGACUAUUUAAUUUAUUUGCCAUCGCUUGUGUAUUUGGAUAUAGUUCAGACAAAUGUACACGAGUUCAGCACAGAGGCAUUCAAGAACACUGCAACGCUUGCCUUUCUGAACCUAGCAAGAAGCUGUGUCCACUCUCUGUCGGGCCGCCAUUUCCACAACUUGCCAGGUCUUCUCGUCCUGGACAUGAGCAGGCCAAGAACUCGCGGCUGUGCUCCGGGAACAGACAAUGUUCUGAGCUGGAAGAACAUCACCCUGAUAAACUCUUGGUUCGAACAUCCAUUUAUUCAGUACAUGAUCCUCACCGGCCAUGACAUUUGCGAGGACAUGUACUGGAACCAAGUAAUAGACAACAUCUUCUUGUCUGAAAAAUGGAAACUGGUCUUUUGCUCAGAAGAAUAUGAACUGCCGACACUUGUUUUAAGUGUAGAUGCCAAAUGGGCUUUAAGCUUGCUAAAAUUCUCCAUAUAGUGAUAAUUGUGCUUGGAAGACAGUUUUUUUUGCACAUUCAUUGAUCAUCGCAGCGAAGAUUUUUUAGCAUUACCAUUGAUCUCUGAACUGCAAAAAGAUAUUUGUAUUUUUACAAGGAUAGUCCUUGGAAAAUUAGGUUGACAACGUUAUCACUUGUAAAACUUAAAGGCAGAGCUUUGUAACAUUUGUAAUUUUCUGAUUUACAAGUGAUGCUGUUGGCAAAUGAGUCUCAGGGAUUUUCCUUGUAAAAUAACACACAAAAAAACAGUUUGCAUGCAAGUACAAUUUCUGUUAUGAAGUUAUUAAAAAUGUACUCUAAUGCUUUAGAAAUAAACAAACAUUCCUCCGGCAA
Messenger RNA from Bacillus rossius redtenbacheri, 4128 nucleotides. RefSeq names its product protein slit-like. Bases 15 to 3776 code for a protein of 1253 amino acids. Gene Ontology annotation, molecular function: protein binding. Lineage: Eukaryota; Metazoa; Arthropoda; Insecta; Phasmatodea; Bacillidae. The record is from RefSeq and is a predicted model, not a curated record. The transcript is spliced from 2 exons.